GUCGUUGGCCAGAGAGCUCGCAGUAUAAGGAAUCCUCCUGUGUUGAGUAGGACUUGGGUGUUCAGUACUGUUGGUGUGGCGAAGAUUACAAUGGCCAGUUUGGAACCUGUUGGUGGAGUGCACAAUCCUUCCUUCGUGGGAGACGAUGGUGAUUCUCAGGGUCCAGCCGCCAAGUCAGUCGACGGCGGGCCUGCUACAGAAGCGUCUCCCCGGCAGGUUUUGACGAAGGAGGAAAAACAAGUGAAACAGGUCAUUACGAAAAAUCUCCUCCUUAUCUCCCUGGCUUUCACGUUUCAGUUCACAAGUUACAACUCUAAUAUCAAUCUGCAGUCCUCUCUCAAUAAGGUACACGGCACGGCGGGCAUGACCGCUCUGUACAUCGGCAUGAUCAUCUCGUGCAGUUUCCUUCCUUCUCUGGCGAUCAACAAACUCAGGGAGAAAAACACCAUUGUCCUUUGCAUGCUGUGCUUCCUGCCCUACAUGGCCGUGCAGAUGUAUCCCAACGUCUUCCUUCUGGUGCCCGCGGGCUUCCUGCUCGGACUCGCCGCCGGGCCCCUGUGGUCCGCCAAGUGCACCUACCUCACCAAGGGUGGCACCAAGUACGCUGACAUGCAAAACAAAGAGAGGAAACUGACUAUUAACCGUUUUUUCGGGAUCUUCUUCUUGUUCUUCCAAUCGACGCAGGUGUGGGGCAAUGUCAUCUCUUCUACAGUGUUGUCAGUGGGCAUCGAAGAGGAACACAAAACAGAAGAUAAUUUAAUGGUGUGCGGGUACCACUUCUGCCCGUGGGAUGAACACGCCCAUACCACGAUUACCAACAACUCUGAUACCAAAGAAGUCAUCCCACAAUGGCAACGGUACACCAUGUCUGGGAUUUAUCUUGGAUUUGUCGUCCUCUCGGCCCUUAUCGUCCUAAUAUUCGUCGAUCCGCUCGAGAGUUUCGAUAAGGGGCAGAGGUUGGAGGUGAGCAACAAACAGCUGAUCGUCAACACUUUCAACCACGCGCGUCACCCUUAUCAGCUGCUGAUUAUUCCCCUGACAAUCUGGUCCGGGGUCGAGCAGGAGUUCCUCUCUGCGGACUACACUGCUGCCUACGUCUCGUGCGGCCUCGGCGUGCACAUGGUCGGCGCCACCAUCAUAUGCUACGGAGUAUGCGAUAUGCUGUGCAGUCUGGGCUUCAUCCCCCCUCGUCCGAAGGCUCGGCCGCGUCCCCGUCUUCAGCCUCGGCGCGCUGUUAACGUGGGCGUUAUUAUCACCCUGAGGUUCUGGACGCCGGGACCCGAUGACCUCGUUCUGUUCUUCGUCCUGGCCGGGCUGUGGGGCGUGGCGGACGCCGUGUGGCAGACGCAGAUCAAUGCGCUCUACGGCGUGAUCUUCCCCGGCCAAUCGGAAGCUUCCUUCAGCAACUACCGCCUGUGGGAGUCGCUGGGCUUCGUCAUCGCCUACGCCAGCAGUACCGUGCUCUGCGUGGACUCAAAGGUCACCAUCCUCUUGGUCUUCCUCCUGCUGGGGAUCCUUGGCUAUUACGUGAUCGAGGUCCUCGAGAGAAGCGGAGGGCUGAGGAAGGACAGAGAGGGGCGGGUGCUGGGCGUGGAUCGACUUGUCUUGGGGAGUUAUUGAGGAUAUAUAUGUAUAUAUAAAUAUAAAUAUAUUUUUUUUGUCGUUCUUUGCAUUUUAACAUUUUAUCUUUCUCUCAAUCUUGUUUUUAUUUUUUUCCCCUAAGUUUCACUUGUAUUCUUUGUUUGUUUUCUCAUUUGUUUGUCUUUGUUUCUUUCUUUUUGUAGGUUACUUUUUCUUUUGAUCUAUUUUUAGCUUCCACUUUAUUCUCGCUCCUUUCUCUUUGCCUUUAUCUUUCACUCCAGUUUUUCUCAUUCGUUUCCCUUUUC
Molecule: messenger RNA, 1886 nt
Organism: Penaeus chinensis
Lineage: Eukaryota; Metazoa; Arthropoda; Malacostraca; Decapoda; Penaeidae
Product: UNC93-like protein
Biological process (GO): regulation of potassium ion transport; regulation of muscle contraction
Cellular component (GO): plasma membrane; striated muscle dense body
Molecular function (GO): potassium channel regulator activity
Source: RefSeq, a predicted model, not a curated record